UGAUACACGGGGGCCAGUUGCUGAAUGGUUUGGCUGGCCCUACCAUAAUGAGCGCCGGCCCCUUCCUCUCCACCACAUGGUUCGCCCCGGACCAGAGAGCCACAGCGACGGCCGUGGCCUCCCUCUUCUCCUACCUGGGGGGCGCUGCUUCCUUUAUAAUCGGACCUCUGGUGGUCCCGGCCCCCAACAACACCCAGACGUUCACCUCUACGGUAUCAGUGGGUGACGAGAACUUCAUCCGAGAAAGAAUCCAGAUGGUUAUGUAUGCAGAGUUAGCAGUGAUUGCUUUGCUCUUCGUGGCCGUCCUGAUUUAUUUCCCGGCCCGUCCACCCGUCCCUCCCAGUGUGGCGGCUGCGAGCCAGAGACUCAGUUACAGGAGCAGCAUCUGCAGACUUCUGAGUAACGUGCGCUUCCUGAUGAUAGCGCUGGCCUAUGCUGUCCCCACAGGAGUGAUCGCCGGCUGGAUCGGAGUCCUGGACAUGGUGCUUACACCCGCUAAAAUCAGCCAGGUGGACGCCGGUUGGAUUGGUUUCUGGUCGACUGUCGGAGGAUGCGUGUUUGGAGUGGCAAUGGCCAGGUUUGCAGACUCCAUUCGGGGGAUGCUGAAGCUGAUCCUGGUGCUGAUGCUGGCAGGAGCCUCUCUGUCCUCCACCUGGUUCAAUCUCACCUGUCUAUCAUUCACUCACCUCCCCUCCACCGCAGCCAUCCUGUACACUUCCUGCAUCCUGGUGGGCAUUUUCAUUAACAGCAGCGUGCCAAUAUUCUUCGAGCUCUUAAUCGAGACUGUGUACCCGGUCCCUGAAGGCAUCACCUGCGGACUGGUCACCUUCCUCGGGAACCUGGUCACCGGCCUGCUGCUCUUCUUCCUCACCUUUUACUGUACAGACCUGUCGUGGUUGAACUGGUGUCUGACCGGCUCGUGUCUCUUCAGCCUCGUCCUCAUCCUCUUCUUCAGGGAGUCGUACGACCGCCUCUACCUGGACGUCUUCGUCUCCGUGUGACACUGCUGAGGACAACAACAACAAACAAACAAACACUUAAGGACUAAAUAAUUAAUCUUGCACAAAGAGGAGGCGAAGGGAAAGUGGAAACCCCCACACUCUUAUUUUAGAUUUUAGGACGUAAAUGUAUAUUGCUAACAGUGGUGAUGGAUUGUUUACUCUUUUACGUCUCGAUGCCAUGUGACUGUUUAACACAUCAUUUCCUAACAGGCACAGCACGACGGACUGUUAGAGCCCGUUGUUUACACAUCAUGUCAUAUUUCUUUCAUCGUGUUUUCGAGCCACUUGACGCUGACAAACACAACAAGCUUCUGACUCCAGAUCAGCAUCGAGUGUCGACCCCUAACGAGGAAGUAAAGCUUCAUCAGCCAAUCAGCAGGCCUGGAUUUGUGCUGAGUCGGGGCUAAACGGGCGCCCUCCUGCUGUUUUAGUGCUGCUCCAAACCUCUGAGACUGUCAUUGAGAGGCAGGUACUUGUAUCAUGUUGUAUGGCCCUCUCUAGAUGAAUAUUAUGCAAAAAUGAUUUACCAAAUUCAUGACUGGAUGCUGGCCAAGGAAAGGAGAAAUAUUCUGAACUGAUUAUUAUGAAUAAUCGUGUCAAUUGUUGGGGAGAUUUGCUUUUAAAACUUUUUUUAACGGUCUUUUUAAACGUUUUACUCAGUAUCUUGCCAGUAUUUAUUGGAAAUGUCUCAACACUAACACAGUCGCUGAAACUGGAUGUUUGGUGACGAUUUAAUCCUAAAGGAAAUCACUUUAUUAAACAGGCGUGAGGAUUACGUCGUAAUUGCCGAGCUGCUCCUCCUCCUCCUCCAAAGCACCAGCAGGUGUCUCCGAUGAGAGUCGACGGACGACGAAACCUGAAGGGGGAAAGGAAGUCGCUUUUUUCUUGGAUUCCUCGACUGACAAAACUGGAGCGGUGACAAAAACCAGUUCCAGACGAAACCACAAAGAAACACAUGAAGGCGAAUUCAAAACGGACUCUCUAACAUGUCCAUAGUCUGUCUUUGUCUCGUUCAGCAGCUAUAGGACGUGUUUGCCGUGUGUCCCUCGGGUCCUUAACGUCUUCCCUGGUGCUUGUUUUCUAUUUUUUACUCUCCUUGUACAGAAAAAGGUUGUCUUUGUACCUUUUUUGACAUGUUGCCUUAAUUGCCUAGUGCUGUGCGUUCAGCCCCCCCCCCCCCUCUCUCUACCACACUGUGACUCUUUUAUCUGUAUAUAUUGUUAAAGGUCAUGUACUUGUGUCUUGCAGCACUCUCUCUCUCUGUGGUUAUAAAUGUCCUUGUUCUGUGAAAAAGGAAAAAGAACAAAUGUGACUGUUGAAUAUUUCCAGCACCUUAUUAAAAUAAACAUUUUAAGAUUAA
Messenger RNA from Gymnodraco acuticeps, 2361 nucleotides. RefSeq names its product solute carrier family 49 member 4 (gene slc49a4). The transcript is spliced from 7 exons. The coding region runs from base 48 to 1001 and encodes 317 amino acids. The record is from RefSeq and is a predicted model, not a curated record. Gene Ontology annotation, biological process: transmembrane transport. Gene Ontology annotation, cellular component: membrane; intracellular membrane-bounded organelle. Gene Ontology annotation, molecular function: transmembrane transporter activity. Lineage: Eukaryota; Metazoa; Chordata; Actinopteri; Perciformes; Bathydraconidae.